Adineta steineri is the source of this 213-nucleotide messenger RNA. NCBI's taxonomy places the organism in Eukaryota, Metazoa, Rotifera, Eurotatoria, Adinetida, Adinetidae. The record is from the annotation of a GenBank genome assembly.
AUGUUAUCAUCAUCAUCAUCAACUUCAUAUGAAACACAACCUACGUGGUGGAAAUCAAAUUUUACAACAACAUUUUGUGCAGCAUUAUCGACUGCAUUUGUUCCAUCAUCUAAUCCUUUAUCACAAGAUAUUUCCUCAUCACCAUUAACUAUUGCAUCUAAUAACGUGGAGAAACGAACGAAUAAUAUCGAUCAUCAUUAUCAAUGUGAGUAA